Molecule: messenger RNA, 2145 nt
Organism: Thermochaetoides thermophila DSM 1495
Lineage: Eukaryota; Fungi; Ascomycota; Sordariomycetes; Sordariales; Chaetomiaceae
Exons: 1
Coding region: 1-2145 (714 amino acids)
Molecular function (GO): protein binding
Source: RefSeq, a predicted model, not a curated record
AUGGGGGACAUCAUCGACCUUCCGGCAGAUAUCUUCUUCGCAAUAAUAUGGUAUCUCCAUCCACGCACUGCUGUGCGCUGCCGCAGAGUGUCUCGCCGGUGGCACGCCGUGUUCUCCAGUAACCUCGUGUCGCGUCUCCUGCUGUUCUGGAACUUCCCGCGAUGUCGCGAGGUCCGUCUGGCCAUUGCCGUCUCUUCGAUCCCUCCGACGAUCGCGGCGCGUCUACCGGUCAACGUGCAAGUCGAGCUGGCUGAUUUCGACACACACCCGUUGCCGUGGUCCUCUGUCUUUUCCCGUGUAGCGCGUCGGUACUGGAGCCUCGAUCGCGCCAUCCCCUAUGCUGUGGAAAAGCUCGACCUGGCACAGAGUAGCCAUGAGUUUGGCAGCCCUUUUUCAUUCUGGGGCGUGGCUCCUUGGCGUCGCUUCUUGCGUUUUAAUUCUUACAAGUCGACGUUCCACCACCCUGAUCCCAUGUGGUCAUACAGCCAGGAAGACGGCGUGCUGGUGUAUCCCCGUGCGGCCCCUUCACUGGAUGCCCAACGGUCCGGCCAUGUCUAUCAUAUCCUGGACCUGGCCACCGGCUGCCAGACCCCAGUGCCGUUUGACGUCCGUUGCAAGCAUAUCCGCCGCGUCCGACUCGCUCAAGGAGUGCUCGUUAUCGAAUGGGCCGAGGCUGUCGCAUACCACCAGUUGAACGACCGCGAGGUCGUACAUCGCCACUUUGUUACCGCGUUCGACGUCAUUCGCGCGCCUUCUGGUCGCUCUGGGAACCAAAGCGGCCAUCCCAGCCCUAUAUGGCGUGUCGAGUUUCGCUCUGAGUGGAAGUUACACUUCCUCGGCUUGCCCCUGAACAAGCGUGAUCGUUUCUUCUCCACUCAUACGGCGACCCAUUACGCUGUAUACAUAUGGCAGCCGAAUCGGUCCCUCUAUCAAGACGAUCCAAUUGAGCAGAUACUCGUGUGGGAUAUCUCAUCUCCGAGUCCAUGUCGCCCGUCUCAGGAUCCCAUGGGUGACUGGCGGCCCGUCGUUCCUUGGCUGGUAUCGUUCAAAUCUUCUGGCUUGUGGAACGGGCAGAGCAGAGAAAAUGGGAACGAUAGUGCCGUCGGUAUAAUCCAGGAACCUCCGAACAAAGCUGCCCUCGCAGCUGCUAUUGCUGGACCACAGGUUAUCCGUCGUAUGACCUGGGGCGAGCUCGCCUUCUAUGGCGUCCGGCAGCGAACGCUCCCACGUCUUCGGGGCCUAGCUCUGGACGAUCGGAACCUGUAUAUAAUUGAGGAAGAUCAUGCUUGGAUUUCUGGUCCCCAGAGCUCUGUCGAUCCUCCACGUGUUCAUUUCGUGCAAAGCACCGGCAUCCCUAUUAUACCGGGCCCAACAUUUCCUCAACAUCCUUCUGCGACUGCAAGCAACCUGGCCACUACAGAUGCGGGAAAGCCAAACACCCCAUCCGCUGCCGUAGCAGCCGUUCUCAACAACCCUGUUUACGGUCCGGUAUGGCUCGACACGUGCGGGAACGACAACCACAGCGUCGACAUGCGGCACUGUCGGCGGGCUGACAUGCAGCCCCUAGACUGCCCGUACUGCGCACCCGUCAGCAGCAGCCUAGCAUUUGCUCCCUGCCACACACAUCCGGGCUCCCAGGAAGCCAAAACGAUGCCAGAAGCAAUAGCAAAACCCACUCUUGCCCCUUCCCCCUUCCCGGGCCAGGCCCCCUGCUGGCGGCACCACGACUUCCCUUACCUCACCAUCAGCAAGGUGGAUGACCUUGCCGCGGGUGUCACCGUGACAGCUCGUCGAUGCUUCGUGCUGGAAGCGUUAUCGGGGUUCAUGAUGCCGACGCUGGGCGUGCGGUUUUCGUUUAAUCCUCCCUGGAGGGGUGUGGAAGAUGCGGGGGACAUAAGAGUGGACGAAAGAAAGGGGAAGUGGUCAAGAAGUGUGGCAGACGAGGACCGAGAUCAUCAUGAUAAGAACGAAGACAGCGAUGAGGACAACGAGAGUUUAUCAUCACAACUGCCGCCACGAGCCCGGGAGAAACGGUUUCCUCAGCACUUGUGGGAGGAAAUGAUGGGUGUUGGUUACAUUGCCGGGGAUGAGAGAUGGUUAAUUGGGCAGGACCGCCAAGGCAGGAUAACUAUUCUACGGUUUUGA